Messenger RNA from Serendipita indica DSM 11827, 660 nucleotides. NCBI's taxonomy places the organism in Eukaryota, Fungi, Basidiomycota, Agaricomycetes, Sebacinales, Serendipitaceae. The record is from the annotation of a GenBank genome assembly.
AUGGCGACGAUUGAAGAAGUCCCAUCCUCCCCGUCGUCGACGCACUCGCAUGAGCACGAUCAUGAUCAUGACCAUGACCACGACCACGACCAUGACCACGCGCACGGUCAUUCCCAUGGUGAAGACGAGGAUCCAACGUCGGCAGCAGCACUCGAAAAGAUUCAAUCGCGUGCUGAACGCAAAGCCCGCAAGGCGCUCCUCACCCUCGGCCUCAAGCGUGUCCCAGAAAUCACGCGUGUUACCCUCCGACGCCCGAAAAACAUUCUAUUCGUCAUUGCAAAGCCAGACGUUUACAAGAGUCCAAACUCGGACACGUACAUUGUCUUUGGAGAGGCAAAGAUUGAGGAUAUGUCGAGUCAGGGCGCAUUUGGUCAACACCUCUCAAACGCUGCCGCCCAACAGUCUGCGGCUAGUAGCUCCAUGGUCGCUGGCAAGUCGGGAGAUGACGACGACGAGCCUCCAGAGCUCGAACCAGUAGAAGGCGCGGGUAAAAAGGCAGAAGAGGAAGACGACGAUGGAGAAGUGAGCGAGACGGGGGUCGACGACAAAGAGGUCGAAUUGGUCAUGAACCAGACGAGCUGUUCGCGGAAAAAGGCUGUCAAGGCCCUCAAAGCGAGUGGUGGCGAUCUCAUCAAUGCCAUCAUGGCAGCUUCAGAAUGA